This is a messenger RNA of Eruca vesicaria subsp. sativa (arugula), 288 nucleotides long. The record is from the annotation of a GenBank genome assembly. NCBI's taxonomy places the organism in Eukaryota, Viridiplantae, Streptophyta, Magnoliopsida, Brassicales, Brassicaceae.
AUGGCGAUACACACCAAUCACGCGUUUUUGACACGGCGAGCAAGGAGACCUCACCAGGAGGAGACCAGCGGGGAGGAGGGUGAGAUAGACGAGCAGGCAGAGGCAGAGGCAGCGGCUUCAGUGGAGGAGAUCGAAGAACAAAUAUCUCCUGGUCAUCCUACUGGCUCUUCGGUGAAAGACUAUGCAGUUGAUAACUCGGGGAGGGAAGGUGUGAGGCAAUCUGGCUCGUCUCGUAGUAGAGGAAGGGGUGCGAAGAGGACUAUUAUUAACACAAGGAGUUUGUUAUAG